Messenger RNA from Pogona vitticeps (central bearded dragon), 1026 nucleotides. Lineage: Eukaryota; Metazoa; Chordata; Lepidosauria; Squamata; Agamidae. The record is from RefSeq and is a predicted model, not a curated record.
UGUGACAUCGAAAGGGUGUCCAUGGAGUAAGUCCUCAAGGUGAAGACAGGGCAGGAAAGCCCUGUGCCCAUGAUCGCAGGACAUGAGCCAGGAGGGGCAGGCCUCAGCGCAGAAGGCUCCCACCUCACCCCCCGCUCCGCCAGCACUAUGCGUCCCAAUCCCGAGAGAGAAGGUCCUACAGGACUUCCAGGUGCUGGUUCAGAAGGUGGGGGGCCGGCCGGAGGUCCUCCUCAUUGGAGAGACCCUGGAGGGCAAAGACAUCCACGGGCUGAUGGCCUCCUUCGUCAAGGACCUGUUCUCUGCCACCUGCCAGCCGGUCCACCCCGGGGACCUCGUGAAGGGGCCCUGCCCCACCGCCCCGUGCACCGUGGGGGGCCGGGAGUGCCAACUCAUCUUCUUCCUGUGCCGGGCCUCCUGCCUCAAGGGCAAGCAGGCUGAGCUGCAGAAGGUCCUCAAAGAGGUCAAGCACUUCAUCCAGAAGUCCCCCUGCGCCUUGGUGGGGAUCAUCAUGGACCCCAAGAAGGGGGAGGCGGACGCCGCCCGGGCUCAGCUCCUCCGGCUCCUCCGGGGGGUCUUCCCCAAGUCCCCCGGGGGCCAGAAACGGGGCAAACAGGCCCCCGGAGCUGGAUCCACCAAGGGCACCCCAGACAAGCCUGGGGCUCUGGAGCUGGAAGACAUUGAGGUGGAAGUGGAGGUCUACGACCCGGGACAGCCACGAGGCCACUUGGCCAUCAUGAAAGCCGCUUGCCGGGCAUCCGAAGCCCUGGCCCAGUCAAGAGGUUUGCCGGACGAGGGCUCUAAGGAGCAUCCGCUAACCGUUGCAGGUUCGUCUCGGGCUAUGCAAAUCUUCAAGGGCUUUCUGGGAACCGCCUGCCUCGUCGGGAUGUUUUACGCCUCCUGGUUGUACUACUCCGAAUACGGCUUGAUCCCCCCCAGCAUGAUGCCGUCCAGCCUGUUCAUUUUUGCCUGAGAUUCUGCCUCCAUCUGGAUUUCCUCUGUCCUGCAAAAUAAAACCAGCAACAUGCC